Messenger RNA from Rotaria sp. Silwood2, 1089 nucleotides. The record is from the annotation of a GenBank genome assembly. NCBI's taxonomy places the organism in Eukaryota, Metazoa, Rotifera, Eurotatoria, Philodinida, Philodinidae.
AUGGGAAAAAGUACAUGUAUAUCACUUUUUCUUCGCUUCUAUGAACCUACAUCGGGUCGAAUAACGAUCGAUGGUCGGCCGAUAACAAAUUACAAUAUCAAACAACUUCGGCAAAAUAUUGGAGUUGUUAGUCAAGAACCUAUUCUGUUUGGUAUGAAUAUUUAUGACAAUAUUCGUCUUGGUAAGGUGAAUGCAACACGAGCAGAAAUUGAACAAGCAGCAAGAGAAGCAAAUGCACAUAAUUUCAUCAUGCAAUUACCAAAUGUUUGCGCCAAACAUUCAUCUUUAUCAAUUUAUAUAUCUUCUCAUUAUUUUUUCUUUAGAAAUACGAAAACAUUUGUUGGUGAACGUGGUAUACAGUUGAGUGGUGGUGAAAAACAACGCAUUGCAUUAGCUCGUGCUCUCGUGAAACAGCCUACGUUCCUUUUACUGGAUGAAGCAACAAGUGCGCUUGAUAAUGUUAGCGAAAAAAUUGUUCAAGAAGUACUCGAUCGAGCAUGCCAAGGUAAAAUUGUUUUCUAUGGUUACGAUAUUGAUAUAUCAUUCUGUAUAGGUCGUACAACUAUUGUUAUUGCUCAUCGUUUGACUACAAUUCAAAAUGCUCAUCAAAUAUAUGUAUUAGAUAACGGAAAUGUGAUUGAGCAAGGUACACAUGCCAUAUUGAUGGCAAAAGAAAAUAGCAAAUACCAGGCGAUGGUCAAACGUCAACAAAUGGAAAGAAUCAAUGAUGAUCCAAAUGAUAUGAUGGGCAUACAAAAAGCAAUCGAAGAAGAUGAAAAGUCGAUCUUAUGGAUUCUUCGUUUCUGUCAAUAUACAACUUUUGCAGUAGCAGGAUCGAAAUUGACGCAACGUAUUCGUUCGAAAGCUUUCGCGUGUCUUCUUCGUCAAGAAGUUGCUUAUUUUGAUCGACCUGAAAAUAGUUCUGGUGCGAUUUGUGUUCGUCUUUCUUCUGAUGCAUCGGCUAUUCAAGAGAUGCUUGCUGUUGAAGUUAUUCAUAAUUUACGUACAAUAAAACAAUUAUCCAUAGAAAAGGAAAUGUUACAACAAUAUUCUGAACUUAUUCGUCAAGUGUUUAUGUUAGUCAAUUGA